AAUGGGAUUAAAGCAGACAGUAACGCUAACGCAGUUGCAAACGUACAAUUCACGCACACGAAACCGCCGAGGAAGAUCCUCCGAUCAAUCUAUGGCAAAGGGAGAAUGCUCAGUUGCCGGCGAUCUCAUCAACUUUUUAAACGCUUCUCCGACAGCUUUCCACGCCGUUGACGAAGCUAAGAGGCGACUGAAAGUUGCGGGAUAUGAGCAAAUCUUUGAAAGGGGAGAUUGGAAUUUACAAGCUGGAAAGAAGUAUUUUUUCACAAGGAAUUACUCUACCAUUGUUGCGUUUGCCAUUGGCAAAAAGUAUGUUGCUGGAAAUGGGUUCCACAUAGUUGGCGCUCAUACCGACAGUCCUUGUCUUAAAUUGAAGCCUGUUUCAAAGGUAUCAAAAGGUGGUUAUUUGGAAGUUGGCGUUCAGACAUAUGGAGGUGGUUUGUGGCAUACCUGGUUUGAUCGCGAUUUAACUGUUGCUGGAAGAAUGAUUAUUAGAGAUGGAAAAGGAGAUUCCGCAUCUUACUCACACCGGCUUGUUAAAAUUGAGGAGCCCAUAAUGCGAAUCCCAACCCUCGCAAUUCACCUGGAUAGGGGAGUUAAUGAUGGAUUUAAGGUGAAUGCACAAACUCAUCUCGCUCCUGUCUUGGCAACAUCUGUUAAGGCUGAGCUCAAUAAGGUGGUUGCUGAGAAUGGUCCAGAUGGGAAAAGUAUCCUUACUGAUGGAGGGAAGUCCAAUGAAAGUAGCCAGAAGCAUCAUUCUCUUCUUUUGCAGCUUCUUGCAGCUCAGAUUGGUUGUAAGCCAGACGACAUUUGUGAUUUUGAGUUACAAGCAUGUGACACUCAACCAAGUAUAAUUGCUGGUGCAAUGAAGGAGUUUGUAUUCUCCGGAAGGCUUGACAAUCUUUGUAUGUCUUUCUGCUCUUUGAAGGCUUUAAUAGAUGCCACUGUGUCAGAAAAAAGUCUUGAAGACGAGAGUGGUGUAAGAAUGGUGGCUUUAUUUGAUCAUGAGGAGGUUGGAUCUAGUUCAGCACAAGGAGCUGGAUCUCCAGUCAUGUUUGAUGCUCUAUCCCGCAUCACAAGCUUCUUUUCCUCAGAUUCACAGUUACUAGAAAAAGCAAUCCAAAAAAGCUUCCUAGUGUCCGCUGACAUGGCACAUGCCCUGCAUCCGAACUAUAUGGACAAACAUGAAGAGAAUCAUCAACCCAAGCUGCACGGUGGGCUUGUGAUUAAACAUAAUGCUAACCAACGAUACGCCACUAAUGCUGUAACCGCCUUUAUAUUCCGGGAAAUAGCAGCUAAGCACAACAUCCCAGUUCAGGACUUUGUUGUUCGAAACGACAUGCCAUGCGGUUCAACCAUCGGACCGAUUCUGGCGAGUGGGACGGGGAUCCGGACGGUUGAUAUCGGAGCCCCACAAUUGUCAAUGCACAGCAUAAGAGAGAUGUGUGCAGUCGAUGACGUGAAGCAUUCUUACGACCAUCUGAAGGCUUACUUUGAAGAAUUCACUCGUCUCGAUGCAAAGAUUGCAGUCGACAUUUAGGUCGGUCGAGUGGUCCAAAACCUUCAGUUGACCUUGUUUCGGUUCCGGAUCUCAUACAUGGUUUCACAAACUGUAGUUUGCUUCGCACUCGUGUAACAUUCUGUUUCGUAGUUUCAUAGACACUUAAUAAUGAAUUGAUGGAGUUGGUCCGAAGGAAAUCCGUCUUGCUUA
Molecule: messenger RNA, 1708 nt
Organism: Cynara cardunculus var. scolymus (artichoke)
Lineage: Eukaryota; Viridiplantae; Streptophyta; Magnoliopsida; Asterales; Asteraceae
Product: probable aspartyl aminopeptidase
Exons: 11
Coding region: 2-1537 (511 amino acids)
Biological process (GO): proteolysis
Molecular function (GO): zinc ion binding; aminopeptidase activity
Source: RefSeq, a predicted model, not a curated record